Messenger RNA from Paramormyrops kingsleyae, 4027 nucleotides. Lineage: Eukaryota; Metazoa; Chordata; Actinopteri; Osteoglossiformes; Mormyridae. The record is from RefSeq and is a predicted model, not a curated record.
GUUUUUACUUUGAUAAGACGUGUAAAGGGGAAUGGGGCUCUGUUGGCUGGAACACAAAAAGACAACGCGCAAAACUCGGGGCUUUCGAACCACAAGCUCAGGAAAUGCGUGAUAAAAUACCACGAACAGGAAAACAGCUGGGAAAGCGCAUUUCGCAACGGGAGCUUUGUCGGUCUGAGAUCGGGAGUAUGUGUAGAAGACCCGGAGCUGCGAUUCAGAGCCGGUUCGUCGGUGAAAGAUUUUUUAAAGCGAUAGGCCUAAUCAUUGCCGGAGAUUACUCCCUGAAUAGAUUUCCAGAUUUCAUAAAUUAUCACCAUGCCAUAAUCCUUGUAACUUUUUAGCGCUUAUGAGGAUGUAAAGUCAAAAUAGUUCAUUUGCUCUUUAUGCGUGCUUCAGCUAAAACAGGAAAACAACGGAGAAAAGCAGAAGACGGGAUUAAUUCAAUGGACCGUUCUCUUUCUGAUCUGAACUGAAAGAUUUCGCGCAAAAAAACACAGGAAACAAUCCAUUCUAUACGGACACGGAGAAAAAACAUCCAGCCUGUCCUGUAUAUUGUGCUUCCCACUUUCAUCAACGCCCAGACCGGCUCUCGCAGUGUUGGAUGGGAGGUGCCGACAUCGCAGCCUGUCGAGUUAACAGGGUCAGGAUAAGAGAUGUACACUCCUUCAGCGGUGCUCCUGGUUCUCCUUCGCCUCGGCAUGCGGUCCGCAGGAGCUCCACAGCACCUGGCCUCUAAGGGGAAAGUUCAGUGCACAUGCAAGAGUACGGAAUGUGACAGCGCCACCUGCUGGGGCGACCUAUGCUAUUUCACCGUGGUGGAGGGCCGGGAGCUGAGGGGCUGCUUUGACGUGGACGAGCAGCUGCAGUGUGUCACAAUGCCCGAGGUCUACACCAAGUGCUGCUUCUCUGACCACUGUAACACCAACAUCACCGCGCCUGUGGACACAGCGGAUGAGGGGACAGCGGUGCUGGUGGCCAUGCCUGUGCUGGCGCUGCUGGUCCUGUCUGUCGGACUCGCCGGGUUUAUCUGGUGCUGGAGGAAGCGGCAGGUCAAGCGGUGCCAGCGAGAAGACGACGGGGUCAUGGUGCCCAAGGUGUCCAGCAAGGACGAGCCCACGUACGGGGACAUGUUUGAUGAGUUCUGCACAUCUGGCAGCGGCACUGGCCUGCCCUACCUGGUGCAGAGGACCGUGGCCCGACAGAUCAUGCUGGUCGAGUGCGUUGGGAAAGGACGCUAUGGUGAAGUGUGGCGGGGAACCUGGAUGGGGGAGAACGUGGCCGUGAAAAUCUUCUCCUCCCGGGACGAGCAGUCCUGGUUCCGCGAGACUGAGAUCUACAACACUGUGCAACUUCAGCAUGAAAACAUCUUAGGUUUCAUCGGGUCAGACAUGACGUCCAAGAACUCCAGCACGCAACUGUGGCUGAUCACACACUUCCACGAGGCGGGCUCGCUCUUCGACGUCCUGCAGCACCGGAGCCUGGCGCCCGACAGCUGCCUGACCAUGUGCCUGUCCGUGGCCAGCGGUCUGGUGCACCUCCACACGCCCAUCCUGGGCAUGCAGGGCAAGCCCGCCAUCGCACACCGGGACCUGAAGAGCCGCAACGUCCUGGUCAAGAAGAACGGGCAGUGCUGCAUCGCCGACCUGGGCUUGGCUGUCAUGCAAUGCGAGACCGGUGACCACCUGGACAUCGGAAACAACCCUCGGGUUGGGACCAAGCGCUACAUGGCCCCUGAGGUUCUGGAUGAGACCAUACGGACUGACCAGUUCGCCUCCUACAAACAGACUGACAUCUGGGCCCUGGGCCUGGUACUGUGGGAGAUCUCCCGCCGGACUGUGGUGAACGGAAUCGUUGAGGAGUACCAUCCCCCCUUCUUUGACCUGGUGCCCUCAGAUCCUAGCUUCGAGCAGAUGAAGAAGGUGGUGUGUGUGGACCAGCAGACGCCCAGCCUCCAUAACCGCCUACACUCCCACCCGAUUCUCGCAGCCAUCGCCAAGGUCAUGAAGGAAUGCUGGUUCCAGGACCCCAAGGCCCGGCCCACCGCCCUGCGUCUGCGCAAGACCCUCUCCAAAUUGGACCAGGACAUUGACCAUGGGCUACACAAACUCAAAUUGGACUUAUAGCUUCCCUGAGAUCCACUCAUUAGUUUUAACAACCCUGGAGCAGUUCACCACUCCUGUGGGCGCUCCAAUAAGGGAGAUGCUACCAGAGCAGGCUUUUGGACAGAACUGGGCUCUUAUCCAUUAUUUGGGGGGGACCAAUGAGACAUUGGAUUUUUUAUCAAAAAAUGUGGUGCACAUGUGCUUUCUUAGUGUCAGGUCCUGAUGAACCAUGAACAGCUGUCUGGGGACAUCGAAACUUAACAGAGACAUCAGAUCAGGAACUGCACCUUCAAAGUCCUGAGUCCCACACACAGCAUUGAUUUUAGCAACGUCUCAAGAUAACAUGAUGUCCAAGAAUGCAGCAAGGUCCCCGUAAAGACCAUGUCUCCGAAUGCAGUAAGGUCCCUACUCACAGCAACGUCCCCGCAUAAAACCAUGUCUCCGAAUGCAGUAAGGUCCCUACUCACAGCAACGUCCCCGCAUAAAACCAUGUCUCCGAAUGCAGUAAGGUCCCUACUCACAGCAACGUCCCCGCAUAAAACCAUGUCUCCAAAUGCAGUGAGGUCCAUGCACACAGCAAUGUCCCCACACUAGACGAUGUCUCAGAAUGCAGUGAGGUCCCUACUCACAGCAACGUCCCCGCAUAAAACAAUGUCUCCGAAUGCAGUGAGGUCCCUACGCGCAGCAACGUCCCCGCAUAAAACAAUGUCUCUGAAUGCAGUGAGGUCCCUACGCGCAGCAACGUCCCCACAUAAAACAAUGUCUCUGAAUGCAGUGAGGUCCAUGCACACAGCAAGAUGCCCACACAAAACCAUGUCUUUCAAAGCAAUGAUGUCCUAGCAUGUAGCAGCGUCCGUGCACAAAAAGAUUUCUCCCACCCUUUCGAUGGAGUUAGAUGCCAGCAUGCAGCAACGUCCUUGCAUAAAACUAUGCUGCCGAAUGCAGUAAGGUCCAUGCACACAGCAAUGUCCCUGCACAAAAUGAUGUCCCUAAAUGCAGUGAAGUCCCUGCAGGCAGCAAUGUCCCUACACAAAACGUGGUCUCUCCACACCUAGCAAACUGUUGGUGUGGUCAGUAGCCAUGGUCUCCACUAAUGAUCUUGACUUUCAUCUCUUGUACAUGAGCUAAGAGGGGCCUGACAUUUUAUGGACCUUGUGAUUUUUGCCUGUGCUUCGGAAACGUGACAUGUGCAGUGGAUCCUGAGAUUGCAGGAAUGGCCGGCUAUAAGCACUUAUACUGAGUUCAGCAUAUCCCUCAAGCGUGCAGAUCAGCUCCACAUUCCAAAGGAAACAUGUUUGCACUGUGUUUAAUGUCAGUAAUGCUGGGAGGAUUCUUACUCGCUGCGUGUUAGAACAGAAAUUUCAUAUCAGCCAUGAAAGCUCAGAAACUUGUUUCCCUUGUAAGCAGAUUUAUUUAAAAUGCACUUUGUAUAAUGCUAUGUGAUUUUAAACAUUUGAUUUGCUGAGAAGCUAUAUUUUUAUUCACAAUAUACAGGGAAUAUGUUUAUAAAUAUAUUAUGCUCAACUUUUGAACAUUUUUAUCCUUUAUUCGUGGUCAUAGUUGUAAAUUGGAUUUUUCCAUCUGUAAUGGUCUGUUUCUUAAUGGAUUAUUACUUCACUUUAAAGUUACACUUAAUACAGAAAGUAUCUCUCAGGUUAACUUGGGCCCUUUUAACUAAAUAUGGAUUGUAAACCUUAAGUCUUUUCUUUUCUGAUGAACAUAGUCGUGUACUAAGAAGGGUACCGCUAAAGAUUUGGGGCCCCAUGCAGUCAUAUCAUAUUGGGCCCCCAACCCAGAUCAGUCAUAUUAUGUUACAAAUGUUUUAGGGCCCUGGGUUCUGCCCUAUCUUUGCCCCGCUUUAUAGCGCCCCUGUGCACUGACACAUUAAUGCACCUCCUCAGUGUAUUAAAGCUAUACCGUGGUAA